Dreissena polymorpha is the source of this 2222-nucleotide messenger RNA. Its product is annotated as A disintegrin and metalloproteinase with thrombospondin motifs 10-like. Bases 1 to 1287 code for a protein of 428 amino acids. NCBI's taxonomy places the organism in Eukaryota, Metazoa, Mollusca, Bivalvia, Myida, Dreissenidae. The transcript has 7 exons. The record is from RefSeq and is a predicted model, not a curated record. Gene Ontology annotation, molecular function: protein binding.
AUGUUUCUUGAAAGUUUUAACUCCUCCUUCGGUUGUGCAGCUCAAUGGCUGUUGGCCCCAACGGUAUCAUCGGUCGCUCCAUCCAGAAGAGACAGCAGUACUCUUGUCAUGAAUGUUGCAGCAAUAACCACUGCAAUGAACAGCUAUGUGCCCACAGAAAACUUAUAUUUUAAUAAAGUAAUUAAAAAUGAUCUUAUACUUAAAUAUCUGGGAGACUGGGGGGAGUGGUCUUCGUGUAGCGUAUCAUGUAGUAACGGAACGAAAACACGCACACGUACCUGCUCCAACCCGCCCCCUUCCAACAGUGGACUCAACUGCACCGGGCCAAAAGUUGAGUCAAAAAUAUGUUCGAACCAACUUUGUCCGGUACAUGGCAACUGGUCAGAUUGGUCCACCUGGUCGGGUUGCUCAGCUACUUGUGAUGUGGGAAUUAGAAAGAAGACAAGAACGUGCACCAAUCCUAAACCAGAGCGGUCUGGGGACUAUUGCGUUGGUGAACCUAGUGAAUAUACAGGAUGCUUUAAUGAACCCUGCGGCGCCAGGACACAUGGCAACUGGUCAGAUUGGUCCCAGUGGUCAGGUUGUUCAGUGUCCUGUGAUGUGGGACUCAGAAAGAGGGCAAGAACCUGUACUAAUCCUAAACCAGACCGAAAUGGAGACUAUUGUGUCGGUGAAUCAACCGAAUAUACAGUGUGCCCAAAUGAACCCUGCAACGUGAUUGACGGUGGCUGUUCAAGUUGGGGUGAUUGGAAGAGCUGUUCAGUCACGUGUGGAGUGGGUCAGAAGCUGAGGAGCAGGACAUGCACAAACCCGAGCCCCACAUUGUACGGCAAAACUUGUGAUGGCGACUAUGCAGAUUAUGCUGUGUGUGUCAACACGCCAUGUCAUGCAGUAGCCUUCAACGCCUACGGGAAAAACGUUUUGUUAAAUCGUGUCAAUGCGUUUUCAUCUGUGAUCUUCAACGAAGGGAAUGCCUAUGACGUCAGCACUGGACACUUCACAGCUCCCGUGGACGGGAUAUACCACUUUACGGCCCAAAUGUGCGUUAGUGCCAACAAUAGCAUUUAUUUUUACAUACACAAAGGCAGUGCAACCAUGAGCGGAGUGGUAGCUCUGAAAUAUUCAUAUAAUUACAAUUAUAACGGUCCGUCAUGUACUUCUGCAUCCUGCUAUGUGAAGCUUACCAGGAAUGAGCACGUGUGGGUCCUCAUGUAUGGUCAAGACACAUCAGAAAUAUGGGAUGUUAGUUCUAAUUCAUUUACUGGAAUGUUGAUCCAAGAGCUUUAAUAAAUACUUGAACUCUUUUCUCAGUAUGCGAUUAGUAAUUUAACUUUAUCUAUAUUGCAUCGUUUAAAAGUAUUUAACGCAAAAAUGGAAUGAGAUACAAGCAAAAACCUCACUCAAAUUAUACAAAGUCGUGCGUAAAACACUUUUUGAAAUCACUUUCGGGUACAUUCAAGUCAACUUAGAUUACACAUAGCUUAAAACAUGACUAAAUUCAUUUAUUUUUGUGAAUGUAUUUGCAAACUAUUGAACAUUAUUAAGAGGGUGUUUUCUACUAGCAAUGUUCGCUACGCAUGAUGAAAUACAUAAUUUGAAUACUAUUGGUAGAAUUGAUUGUAUUCAUUUCCAGGAAAACUUUUCAUUCCCCUGCUAACAAACUUUCACUUUAAUAAUUUUAAUACGCUUGUUUUUUCUCUCAACAAACUUUGUCUUAAUUCGCCGAGAUAACUUAGUUAUAUUAUAGUCAUGGUCUGUAUUUGUAUUUUUCGCAAAUAACUCACCUUACUUAAAUGUUUUGAUUGUUCCAAAACAUUGUACACAGUAUAGGCCUUUUUUCUGUAUAGACAUUUAAAUGUUGCUUUAAUCCUAUGGCUACAUUAUGCGUUCAUCCUUUUGAAAGUGCUGGUUUGCAAAAGAUAUAUUAAGCUGGUAAUCGUCUGUUAUUAUGAAUGUAUUGGUAUCAAAUUAUUAGCGCUAUUAUACAAUAAUUGAUAAAAACUCCCGGUAAAGUUGCGUAUACUUUUUCAUUUAAAUAAUGAAUUUAAAGCAUUGCUUAUUUGCGAUUAUGAAUGCAUUUCCCUGAACGAAUUUAGGACAUAUUAUGUUUGCAAAGACUUAAUACAUCAACACAUGUCAGAAGCGAUAGUCAAGUGAAAAAGGUGUCACUGUCUACAAUGAUAAAUGCUAUUUUGUUCCAGAAAUAAACAAAAGUAAACGGA